Tribolium madens (black flour beetle) is the source of this 2039-nucleotide messenger RNA. It is a transcript of the gene Tes, whose product is annotated as testin. The record is from RefSeq and is a predicted model, not a curated record. Bases 263 to 1954 code for a protein of 563 amino acids. Gene Ontology annotation, molecular function: zinc ion binding. NCBI's taxonomy places the organism in Eukaryota, Metazoa, Arthropoda, Insecta, Coleoptera, Tenebrionidae. The transcript has 3 exons.
AAUUUUUUGUCUAUGAUGUUUAGGUUGGUCCUUUUUAUGUUAUUUUUGUUUGAUGUUUGAUUGAUUUUUUUGUCAAUAUAAGUGCAUUGAAAAUAAGAAUACCAAUCUACUUUUAGAUUUUUGGCCUACGCGGUCCGCAACCACCCCAUUUGCGCCCUUUUGUCCUCCCAAUUCGUGAAAAUCCCCCAAAUUUUAACCAAAGACUUGUCAAACGUCAUCACCGGGGGGAUGACUCAUCGCCCCCUUUAUCUAAUCGUGCACCAUGAGUGAAUGUGACGCCCCAAAUUGGCUCACCGAGCUUGAAAAAAAGCGUGAAAUCCGUCUAAAAGCCCGUUUGGGUCAUGAAGCAGGCGCCGGUGCCCCUUGUAUUACAUGUUCCGAUAAGUGCCCCGGUCUUGACUUGCAUUUUUGGCGAAAAAUCUGCAAGAAUUGCAAGUGUUCGAAGGAGGAUCAUGACGUCCACGACGAUGAUAUUUACGGUUGGGCUCAAUUCCAAUUAUUGGGGAGUAAACCAACGAGGACUAAACGGAAAAUUGUUUUGCCGGGGAAAAAGGAUGAAGUGGAGUUGGAGUGGGCCCCUAAGGGCAAUAGUGAAACAAUUGAUCGGUAUUUGAAGACUGUGGCACCUGAGAUGUUACCAGUGAAGGGGUCUCAAGCCGCCCAAGAACGGAAACAACUCCUCCAAAAACAGAUUCCGAUUCAUGAUUUAGAUCCAAGUCUUUGUCACGAAUUGACCGAUUCCGAAUUGAAUCAAAUGCAAGAUUACAUUAAACAUAUGAAAGGGAGCGCUGGUGUGGGGCAAAUCAUACAAUUUGGUAUCAAUUACGGCAAUUACCACUUGGGGGGGGAUCCCAAUGCUAAAAUUGUCUCUGAUCGAAUCCCUAAAACAAUUCCAGCCAUUGAAACCGUCCAAUUAUUACCUAAACACUUUGACAAGUUAUCAAUGAAAGAUCAAAAGGAACUAGACGCAUUUUUCGAUAAAAUCCCCAAACCUCACAAUAUGACAGUUCAUGCGGAAAAAUUAGGUUAUGUUAACUCACCUAAUUUGGAAAAUUCCGACAAUAACGCACAAUUUAUGUCUCCGGAAACGUCUUUGGGGCGUUUUGCGCGCGAAUUAAUCCCCCAUUCAAAUUUAACCAAUGAGGAUUUAGCUUGUGACGUGACCAAUCAAAAUGUUCCCGCGAAAUUCAAAACCGAUCCAAAUUCAAACAAAACUCUCCCUGAGUACAAUCCAAGUCUUUUAAACGUUCCAGAAAGUCAAUUAGUACCAAAUUCGGUGAAAAUCGGCUCAAUUCGCGAUAUUACAUACACUUCGGAUGUCAAAAGUGACAUUAAGACUGAAGAUUCAACCCCGGAGGAGGGAGUCCCCGAAAUCGAAACUAAACACUGUCGAAAAUGUCGCAAACAAUUCGCACCUGGUGAAUUUGCAAUAUUUGUCGAGAAAUCAACCGAUUUGUUUCACAAUAGUUGUUUCAAAUGUGCUGGUUGUAAUCAGAAUUUGGCCGAUUUGCUUUAUUUCUAUGAUAAAGAAUCCGGUGAUGUGUAUUGUGGGCGUGAUUUUGCGAAAAUUCGUGGAAUUCCUCGAUGUAAAGCUUGCGAUGAAUUGAUUUUUGUCAAGGAGUACUGUUUGGCGGAGAAUUCAACUUUUCAUUUGAAACAUUUUUGUUGUUUUGAAUGUGAUGAAGCUUUAGCUGGUCAGAAUUAUGUUGUUGAGGAUUCGCAACCGAUUUGUUUGCCGUGUUUUGAAAAAGUUAAAGCGAAUAAAUGUACGAGUUGUUUGAGAGUGAUUCGACCGGAUGAAGAAGGCUUGACACUGGCACCAGGAAUACAUUUUCAUACAGCUGAAGAGUGUUUUUGUUGUUCGGUUUGUAAAAAACCGUUGUUGGGGGCCAAGUUGUUGUUCAGGAAUGGGAAGUUGUUUUGCUCGCACGAGUGUUUUAGGAGUGAUAAUUAAUAAUUACAUUUUUAUACAAGUAUUUUUGUAAUAAUGUAUUAAGUGCCAUUACGUGGAAUAUGAAAUAAAAGUUCCUCAAUUUUGA